AUGGGGCUGGAGGGGUCUGCUCUCCCCUUCAUGAGCACCCUGACCCCAGAGGACUCGAGGCUGCUGUGUCCCUCUGCAGGGGAGGACUCCAUUAGCACCUUGGGCCUGAUCCUCAGCGUGGGGCUGUCACUGCUGCUCGUGUCCAUCCUCGGCUACAGCCUGGCCAAGUGGUACCAGCGUGGGUACUGCUGGGAGGGGCCUAAUUUUGUCUUCAACUUGUACCAAAUCCGGACCCUGAAGGAUCUGGAAGUGGGGCCACCCUUCACCAUCAGUGGCCAUAUCAGCAGUCCAGAUGGCGGCUACAUGAAGUUCUCCAACGGGUUAGUCUGACGGGGGCAGCACCUGGCUUUAGAGCCUGGGAGAGGAACAGACUCCUGGCUUAGCUCCUGACCAUCCUGGGCUCUCCUGGGCUGCUCUCCCUCUUCUGGGUCCUCAAGACCUGGCCUGGCCUCUGAAGGUGGAGGAUGAGGAGUCUUCUUUGGAUACUUCACUAGCCUGUGACCUGAGAGUCCUGGGGACAGUCAGGCCUCUGGGGAGGGACUGGCCAGGUGGCAGCAGCCUUCUCACAGGAACCAGCGAGGAGGCGGCCACCCCAGGGAGAAGGACCGGACUCCAGGAGGCCCUGAGCCUGCAGGAGUUGCUGAGGCGUCCUGAGGAGCCAAGCCACACCCUACAGUGUGGGAGGAGCCCCCAGACUCCAGAGGGAGCGCCUCAGGUGGCGGGUCCCAUCACUUCCUCUUAUAGGGUUGACACCAGGGGCUGGAAAGACAGUCAUAUCUUCACUGGGCAAAGUUCUAUGGAAAUAGAGGUGGGACUCCAGACAGGGUUUUUUACCUUCCCAUCAGAGGACAACUUCUCUGAAGACGGAGUUCAGCCUUUACUCUGCCCUGCCUCCCUCUAUGCUUGGUUCUGGCACUUUCCAUUCUUUCCCUGGAAUUGCUGCCCUCUACCCAGCUCUACUCCCUGCCCUGGGCCCGCUCUCCCUCCGUGACAGGCCUCAGUGCCUCCCGAAUGUGGUUAGCUCUCAAUUUUGAUUGAUAGUUCUGAGAAUAGACUAGAAAUGUCCCAGUAGCCUGGGCUCCUGUGCCAGGGUGGGCAUGGGGCACAGGGGACAGUAUCUCCCAGUGCCCUGGGUUUCCUGAGCCAAGUCGGCCCUGGGAAGCAGAAAGUGGUGGAGUGGUGGAGUGGAGAAAGCAGAAAGAGGAACCCAGGCGAGGCUGAGGGAAGCAGAUAAGAACAAGAGAAAGGAAGAAACAGCUGUCACCCGAGGACAGCAGGACAAUGUGCCUUGCCAGUCAUCACUCCUUCCUGUAGAGGGACCUACUGGGCCAGAGGCGGAGCUGGCCCUGGGGUGUUGACUUAGUCCGUCCUUGAUGAUGCUGUUGUUCUAUCCAGAGGGGGUGAGUCCCCAGGCAGCUGUGGAUGGAGCAGGACGUGAGAGGGGAUCCUCACAUCAGCAGCUGUGGCUGUUGAAACCUGCUGACACAACUACAGCCCUGGCUUCUCUGCCAUUGUCCAGCACCAAGGCCACUAGGAGCCCCAGGCAGCUGACUGGGAGGGGGAGAGGGGUCAUGUGAUUUAUCUUCCUAUCUUUCUUUUCCUGAGGCCUUGUUUCUUUCUGGUUUUGGGAUCUAGCAGAGCAGAAGGAAGGAGAGUGGCCUUGCCAACCCCUCCCCCCUCACUUCCUGUCAGGGGAUUCCUGCGUCGUCCUCCACGUAACCAAGCCUUGACUUUAUAAACACAGUCUUUUUGGAAGACUUUACUGGGUCUUCUACCUCUGACUAGGUGGGAGUGGAGAAGAGCCCUUAAUGGCUUUGGAUUCCCUCUCUUCCUUGAAGGUCUCUUGGGAGAAAUGGAGAAAAGGAGACGGAUUGACUUUGGCUUCCUUCUUCCUUGGAUCUCAGCUCUGAGAACUAGACCCACAGGUUCCUCUACCCACUUUAGUACCAGACAUUGAACCCAAGGAUGCUUAACCACUUAGCCAUGUCCCCAGUUCUUUUUGUAUUUUAUUUAGAGACAGGGUCUCACU
Messenger RNA from Marmota flaviventris (yellow-bellied marmot), 2029 nucleotides. RefSeq names its product small integral membrane protein 35 (gene Smim35). NCBI's taxonomy places the organism in Eukaryota, Metazoa, Chordata, Mammalia, Rodentia, Sciuridae. The record is from RefSeq and is a predicted model, not a curated record.